Messenger RNA from Rhincodon typus (whale shark), 6626 nucleotides. RefSeq names its product myosin-9-like. Lineage: Eukaryota; Metazoa; Chordata; Chondrichthyes; Orectolobiformes; Rhincodontidae. Bases 1 to 4512 code for a protein of 1503 amino acids. Gene Ontology annotation, molecular function: cytoskeletal motor activity; protein binding; ATP binding. The record is from RefSeq and is a predicted model, not a curated record. Gene Ontology annotation, cellular component: myosin complex. The transcript is spliced from 29 exons.
AUGCUUUUGCAGCUGAACUCCUUUGAACAGUUGUGCAUUAACUACACAAAUGAAAAGCUGCAACAGCUCUUUAAUCACACAAUGUUUAUCCUGGAGCAAGAAGAAUAUCAGCGAGAAGGAAUUGAAUGGAACUUUAUUGAUUUUGGCCUUGACUUGCAACCUUGCAUUGACCUAAUUGAAAAAUCUGCUAGCCCUCCAGGUAUUCUUGCUCUGCUUGAUGAAGAGUGCUGGUUCCCGAAAGCCACUGACAAGUCAUUUGUGGAGAAAGUGGUGCAGGAGCAGGGAACCCAUCCUAAGUUCCAGAAACCUAAGCAGCUGAAAGACAAAGCUGACUUCUGCAUUAUUCAUUAUGCUGGAAAAGUGGACUACAAAGCAAAUGAAUGGCUGAUGAAAAAUAUGGACCCCCUGAACGAUAACAUCGCCACCUUACUGCAUCAGUCUUCUGAUAAGUUUAUAGCUGAUCUCUGGAGGGAUGUGGACCGCAUUGUUGGACUGGAUCAAGUUGUAGAGAUGUCCCAUACAGCAUUGCCUGGUGCAUUCAAAACCAAAAGGGGCAUGUUCCGUACAGUUAGUCAACUUUACAAAGAGCAGCUCUCGAAAUUGAUGGCCACACUGAGGAACACCAACCCUAAUUUUGUACGCUGCAUUAUUCCUAACCACGAGAAGAAGUCCGGAAAACUGGAAGCUCACCUUGUUCUGGAUCAGUUACGAUGCAAUGGUGUCCUUGAGGGUAUUCGAAUCUGCAGACAGGGGUUUCCCAACAGGAUUGUGUUCCAGGAAUUCCGUCAAAGAUAUGAAAUCCUUACUCCUAAUUCAAUUCCUAAAGGUUUCAUGGAUGGAAAGCAGGCUUGUGUACUUAUGAUCAAAGCUCUAGAGUUGGAUCCCAACCUGUACCGGAUUGGACAGAGUAAGGUGUUCUUCCGUGCUGGUGUAUUGGCUCAUCUUGAGGAAGAGCGAGACUUGAAGAUCACAGAUGUCAUCAUUGAAUUCCAAGCCUUGUGCAGAGGCUAUUUGGCAAGAAAGGCAUUUGCUCGACGCCAGCAACAGUUGAAUGCCAUGAAAGUGAUACAGAGGAACUGUGCUGCUUACCUGAAACUGCGUAAUUGGCAGUGGUGGAGACUGUUCACAAAGGUGAAGCCAUUGCUUCAGGUGAGUCGACAAGAGGAGGAAAUGAUUGCCAAAGAGGAUGAGUUGAUGAAAACUAAGGAGAAACACUUGCAAGCAGAGAAGAGAUUGUCUGAACUGGAGGAGCAACAGACCCAGUUGUUGUCUGAGAAGUCUGCUCUGCAGGAGCAGCUACAGGCUGAGACUGAGCUCUGUGCUGAGGCAGAGGAGAUGAGGGCACGACUUGCAGCUAAGAAGCAGGAGCUGGAAGAGAUCCUUCAUGAUCUGGAAGCACGAGUGGAGGAGGAGGAGGAACACUGUCAGCAGCUAAUAACCGAUAAGAAGAAAAUGCAACAAACCAUCCAGGAAUUGGAGGAACAGCUAGAAGAGGAGGAGGCAACACGACAAAGGCUGCAGCUGGAAAAGAGUGCUGUUGAUUCUAAGAUGAAGACUAUGAGUGAUGAAAUCUUUCUACUGGAAGAUCAGAGCAAUAAACUCAUGAAGGAAAAAAAACUUAUGGAGGAGAGGAUAGCAGAGUUCACCACUAACCUGGCAGAAGAGGAGGAGAAGUCCAAAAGUCUGACCAAACUCAAGACUAAACAUGAAACCAUGAUUACAGACCUAGAAGAUCGUUUGAAGAGAGAGGAAAAGCUGCGACAAGAAUUGGAGAAGAAUCGCCGUAAAUUGGAGGGAGACUCGUCUGAUUUACAUGACCAGAUUUCUGAACUACAGCAACAGAUUGCAGAACUCCGUACACUCUUAGCUAAGAAAGAAGAGGAGCUCCAGGCUGCACUGUCCAGAAUAGAUGAAGAAGCUACACAGAAGAAUAUUGCCCUGAAGAAAAUCCGUGAACUGGAAUCUCACAUUAGUGAGCUGCAGGAGGAUUUAGAAUCUGAGAAAGUUGCUAGAGCUAAGGCUGAUAAACAGAAAAGAGAUCUUGGUGAGGAGCUGGAGGCUUUGAAAACGGAACUGGAAGAUACACUUGACUCUACAGCUGCCCAGCAAGAACUCAGAGCAAAGCGGGAGCAAGAAGUGAGUCAGAUGAAGAGAGCCCUGGAAGAUGAAGCAAAGACCCAUGAAUUGCAGAUCCAGGAAAUGAGACAAAAACACUCCCAGGUUGUGGAAGAUCUGUCUGAGCAAUUAGAACAGACAAAAAGGUUCAAAACUGGACUGGAGAAAGCCAAACAGGCCCUGGAGAAUGAACGCAAUGAGAUUAGCACUGAAGUGAAGCGUCUGAUGCAGGCUAAAGCUGAAUCUGAGCACAAGCGGAAGAAGGUGGAGACCCAAUUGCAGGAGCUCCAGGUUAAAAAUACAGAUGGGGAUCGGUCUCGAACUGAACUCGCUGAGAAAGUUAGCAAGUUACAGAGUGAGUUGGACAAUGUUACUUCCCUGAUGAGUCAGGCGGAAAGCAAGGCCAUUAAACUAACCAAGGACCACAGCACCCUGGAAUCCCAGCUACAGGACGCACAGGAACUGCUUCAAGAGGAGACACGACAGAAGUUGGCUUUUAGUACCAAGUUGAGACACGUGGAAGAUGAGAACAGUCGCCUCCAAGAGCAGCUUGAAGAGGAAGAAGAAGCAAAGAGAAACCUGGAGAAACAGAUUGCCAGCAUCCACACUCAAUUAGCAGAGUCUAAGAAGCGCCAGGAAGAUGGGAAUGCAUCACUGGAACUUGCCGAGGAAGGUAAGAGAAAGCUACAAAAAGAUAUGGAAGUCUUGACUCAGCGUUAUGAAGAGAAAACAGCUGCCUAUGACAAAUUAGAAAAGACCAAGAACCGUCUGCAGCAGGAGCUGGAUGAUCUGAUUGUGGGUCUGGACCACCAAAGGCAGGCUGUUUCCAAUCUUGAGAAGAAACAAAAGAAAUUUGACCAGAUGCUGACUGAAGAAAAGAACAUCUCCUUAAAGAACGCAGAGGAACGGGAUCGUGCACAGGCAGAAGCACGGGAGAAAGAGACCAAAACUUUGUCACUGACUCGUGCCUUGGAGACAGCUAUGGAGCAGAAAGAAGAGAUGGAGAAAAUGAGCAAGCUGCUGCGUGCAGAGAUGGAAGACCUUGUUAGCUCCAAGGAUGAUGCAGGAAAGAAUGUGCAUGAGCUGGAAAAGUCAAAACGUGCUCUGGAGCAGCAGGUGGAAGAGAUGAAAACUCAACUGGAAGAGCUGGAGGAUGAGCUCCAAGCCACUGAAGAUGCUAAGCUACGACUGGAAGUAAACCUGCAAGCCAUGAAAACUCAGUUUGACAGGGACCUGCUGAGUAAGGACGAGCAGAGUGAGGAAAAGAGGAGACAGCUAAUUAAGCAGGUUCGUGAAAUGGAGAGUGAACUGGAAGACGAGCGGAAGCAGCGUUCCAUAGCCAUUACCGCCAAGAAGAAGCUGGAAAUGGAUUUGAAGGAUUUGGAGGGACAAAUCGAAACAUCAAACAAAGGUCGUGAUGAAGCCUUGAAGCAGUUCCGCAAACUACAAGCUCAGCUUAAAGACUACCAGCGUGAACUGGAAGAAGCUUGCAGCUCUCGAGAGGAAAUCCUGACUCAGUCCAAAGAAAAUGAGAAGAAGCUCAAGGCACUUGAGGCAGAAAUGCUUCACAUCCAGGAGGAACUUGCUGCAGCAGAGCGUGCCAAGCGACUGAUACAGCAGGAGAGGGAUGAGCUGGCUGAGGAGAUUGCCAGCAACAGUUCUGGAAAAUCUUUGGCUCUAGAAGAAAAGAGACGGCUUGAGGCCAGGAUUGCUCAACUGGAGGAGGAGGUAGAGGAAGAGCAGACCAAUGCUGAAAUGGCCAAUGAUCGCCUCAGAAAAGCUAAUCUCCAGGUUGACCAGAUAAAUGCAGAUCUUUCAGCUGAACGCAGCAAUGCCCAGAAGGCUGAAAAUGCUCGCCAGCAAUCAGAACGACAGAAUAAGGAGCUGAAAGCCAAGUUGCAAGAGAUGGAGAAUGCUGUUAGAUCUAAAUACAAGGCAAACAUCACAGCACUAGAGGCCAAAAUUGCUCAACUGGAGGAGCAGCUUGAUGCAGAGACACGGGAAAAACAAGCUGCCAGUAAAUUAGUGCGUCGUUCUGAAAAGAGGCUGAAGGAGGUGAUGCUGCAGAUGGAGGAUGAAAGACGCAAUGCUGAUCAAUACAAAGACCAGGUGGAAAAAGCAAACUCCCGUUUGAAGCAAUUGAAACGACAGCUGGAGGAGGCAGAAGAGGAAGCCCAGCGUGCGAAUGCUUCCCGCAGAAAACUGCAGCGAGAACUGGAAGAUACUACUGAAACUGCAGAUGCAAUGACCCGUGAAGUCAGCGCACUCAAGAGCAAGCUCAGGCGUGGGGAUGUGCCAUUCACUGUGCGUCGUACCGCAGGCAGAAAACUGGAUGAAAUUUCGGAUGAUGAUGUUGAAGGUCGAAGUGAUGCAGGAGAUUCCAAAGCUGCUGAAUAAAUGCCAAAAUGCCAACCUGCAUUCGCAGUGUAAAUGCCAUCAUUGGGCCAAUUGUGAUUAUGAUUUUUUAAAAAGUGCAUAGCUGUGUAUUUUAUGCUGCUGUAGGUAACACCAGGGCACUUGUCCCCUCUUCUUUCCCGCUCAGCUUUAUAUAACUUCUUUCUGAAUAAUUUUGUAAUGUGCUAAUAGCAUACAACAGUUAUUGUGUAUCAGGAAGAAUAAGGUUCAUCGUACAUGCAGCAGCAGACCCAGUGAAGGAGGGUUAAGACCUAACCCUUAUGUAGAAUUACGUUUCUUAAAAUUAAUUGCAGCUCUAUAAUUCUCAGCUUGUGACCUGACCUAGCCUGGAAUUGAGCCUAUGGAGCAAUACUUUUCAUUGUCUUUAAAAGAAGAGUUUUUGUCCUUGUUUUACUUUGGUUAUGUUUUUAGUAUUGUGAUUUAGGAUUGUAGAAUUCCAUUGGGCAAGAGGCUCCUGAAACUUGUGUCUAGUUUUAGAUGACAAAUGCACGUUGUUUUGACAAUCCUUUAUAACCAUUUGGGGAUCAUGCAGCAAAAGUUAAUUCACUGGUUCAGAAACAUCAAUGGGUGUUGUACAAAUGGCAUAGUGAUGAUCUGAAAACUCAAUUCUGAGGAAAGCAUUGAUAUGUACUAACAGCAGUUCUGCCUCAUUGAAAGUAUUUCAUAUUUGAAGUCUUGCUGCUUGGAGUUAGUCCCUUGUGGGGAGCAGGCUACCCAAUCACUGCCGGAGAGGUUUCAGUGGCAUUGAGAACAGAAUUUUCUCUCUUCCUGCUGAUGUGAAUUGGCUCAGGUAGUAACAGAAAACAAUUAACAUCUAACUGGAAACCUCUUUUUUCAGUUUACCUUUGUCCAUGCUGAUUUGAGGCCUAGCAAACCAGUGUGCUUUCCCUAACACCCUUUUGUUUUCUGUGAAUUAAUUGUGACAAUCUUCAUUUACUAGCUUUAGUUUUUGGGAUCUAUUGAUGGAAUGGUCUAUUUUCAUGGAAAAAUAUAUCAUUUUUCCUCCAGUCAGUCUCUAUUAAUGUUUUCAAGUAAUGAACUUAUUCAAAGAGUCAACUCCAGAACAUGCAGUUAGCAUGGGCAUCCAUCUUAACUUAAAAGUAAGGCUUCUAACCAGUACUCCUUGUUCUCUGUGGUACACCUUUUGAGUGGUUUAAAAAUGCAAACUACAAUUCCUGCUUAAAUCGGUUAUUUGUUGAGCAUUCUGCUUGGUUCAGAAUGUCCAUUUGAAAUCCUUGGUCAAGAGCAGUGCAGAACUGGUUUAUGGGGGAGGAUGUACAUGUUCACUAAUAGUCCAGACAAUACAAAUCAAAUCUGGCCAGUUCCAAGACUUGACUUCUCUGCAAAUGUUUUAUUGUGCAAUGACAUCCCAAGAAGACUGUUGAAAGGAAACCCAUAGAUAUAUAUAUUCAUUUUUAUCUAAAUGACAAUUGCUUCAUAGUUGUUUUGGAAAGGUUUUUGAUAAUCUGUUGGCUAUACUGGAUUUGUAAAAUGACUUCAUUUCCUGUGAUUCUUUUAAGGACCAAAUAUAUAUUUAAACAAGGAAAUAUAUAAUCAAGAAAAAUUUGGUAAUGGAUUCUCGUUUUUAUAUAUAUGCAUAUAAUGUAACCAUUUGCUCUGGCCAAUCAUGAUUUUUUUUUUUCUGAGCACUGGCCUCCAAUUAAAAUAAAACUGGAAAAUGUGCUAAAUCUCGAACUGCACAGUUUUAAACUCCAUGCCCAGUUCUAGUAAGAGAUGCAGUGUUCUCUGGGUACAACAAUCCUGGAUCCAUCUUCCCUCAUUCACUGAAUUGUUUGGGACCUUGGUUUGAUAUGUUUUACAUACACAACACACUAGUAUUGGGCUAAGAGAGGAAAAAGUGUCUCACUUUCCUAAAUGCUGCAACAUUUAUCUUGCGCACAGGAAAAUUUGCUCCAUUUUUCUUCCUGUAAGGUUUGCUACAGAAACUGGUUGAAUUCUUAACAGACACAUACGCACUGUCAUAUUUUUAUAAAAGUGCCUUAAACAUGUGUCACGCCAGUGCCGCUAAACUGAAUUGUAACAGUGGUUUGCAGAUGUUACCACAAAUGUGUUACAAAUAAAGAUUUAUUGAAAAA